CACGAGAAAAUCCAAGCCGCCACAAGCACCGCCGCCGCCGCCGAGGAUCCUCAACCUCCCACGCCGGGCCACCCUGAUCAAAGCCUCAAGCUCGGCAUCACCGCCGCGCUUCAGAUCUCGGAGCGCUGAUCGACGCCGAUCGGAGAGAAGACAGCGGCGCCAACGUAGGAUGGAAGAUCCAAGCGGAGAUCCUCAAAGCUGAGUGCGAGUUCUUAAGGGUAGAGAGGGAGCUAGCAGUGAAGAAGAUGGAGAGGAAUCGAGAGAGCAUGGAGGUCUUCUUGAAAUCCGCCAUGGAGAAUCUCGGGAGGGAGAAGAUUGAUGGCAAAGAGAUGGAUAUGAUGGAUAAACGAACCCAUCAUCAUCAUCAUCAUCAUCAUCAUCAUCAUCAACAUGUGGAGAUGCUGAGGAGAAGAAUGGAGGUAGUGGAGGAGUACAGCCAGAUGCUGUUGGAGGGGGAUUGGAACAGUAAGGUGAAGGGUGGGUGUAGUUAUUGUAAGGAGGUUAUGAGGAGAGUGUUGGAGCAAGUGAGAGCGGAGACCGAUCACUGGAAUGAAAUGCAGGUGAUGGUCGAGAAGGUGAGGGUGGAGAUGGAGGAGUUGCAGGUGUCGAGAGAUCUUUGGCGGAGACGUGCGUCAUCCGCUGAGCUUAAUCUUCGACUGGUUCAUGCGAAAAUGCUUGAGUGGCAAUGGAGAGCUCGGGCGUCGGAGAGUAAACUGAUUGAGCUGAAGAAAGAGAGAGAAGAGACUAAUAAGAGUUCAAGGAACUCUGAGAGAAUCAGAAGCCGGGUUCGACUCAUCGUUUUAAGAACAUGA
This is a messenger RNA of Dioscorea cayenensis subsp. rotundata (Guinea yam), 812 nucleotides long. RefSeq lists its product as uncharacterized. The coding region runs from base 246 to 812 and encodes 188 amino acids. The transcript is spliced from 5 exons. Lineage: Eukaryota; Viridiplantae; Streptophyta; Magnoliopsida; Dioscoreales; Dioscoreaceae. The record is from RefSeq and is a predicted model, not a curated record.